GAAAAAUAUCGUUUACAAAUUUAUGCCUACGAUGAAGAUGCUUUGGGUGAACAUGAUCUUAUUAUCAAGGCAAUUGGACUGUUUCGGCUGAAUAAAACCAGUUUAUUUCAAGAAAUCCCAUUAAAUUAUAGCCAUGAAAGUGAUUCUUUCAGACUUAGCUCGUCGGUAAAACUAACAUGUAAUUCAAAUUUUUACGGGAACAGAUGUGACCUAUUUUGUUCACCUCAUCCAUGGGCAUACGAGUGUGAUGCGAAUGGACGAAAAAUUUGUUUACAUGGUAGACAAGGUGUUAAUUGUGACAUUAUUGACUAUUGUCAAAUACAUCCUUGUCCUAAGAAUACACGCUGUAAAAAUCUACCAAGAGAACAUCGUCGAAAAUGUAUUUGUAAAAAUUAUGAAGGCCCAGAAUGUCAUUCAUCCUAUUACUCAUGUGACAGAUCUCCAUGUAAGAAUGGUGGUCGUUGUACACUACUGCGUGAACUUAUAAGAGACGACAAUGAAAAAGAGACGAUCAAUAAUAAUCAAAGGAUUAAUAAUUAUGAUGAUGAUGAUGAUGAAACUGUAUGUAUUUGUCCAGAUAAUUGGAGGGGACAAUUUUGUACGGAACCAGUUGUUGAUUGUAUACCGGUAAAUGAAAGAUACAAGUUAUUAUUUACACAUUUGCCAAAGCGAAUGUGUUUGAAUGGUGGGAUUUGUAUAAUUCAUUCUGGUAAUUUGAGUGCAAGAUGUUCUUGUCCACCAGAAUGGGAUGGAUAUUUUUGUGAAUUAGAUAAAAGUUGGUCACCUGGAAAAAUCUUUGGAAUAACCUUCGCUAUUAUUUUCGUGAUCUUUCUUAUUCUCGUAAUUGGAUUCUUUGUUUGGCUUUGUUAUAUGUCUAGG
Molecule: messenger RNA, 879 nt
Organism: Schistosoma turkestanicum
Lineage: Eukaryota; Metazoa; Platyhelminthes; Trematoda; Strigeidida; Schistosomatidae
Source: the annotation of a GenBank genome assembly